Molecule: messenger RNA, 402 nt
Organism: Pochonia chlamydosporia 170
Lineage: Eukaryota; Fungi; Ascomycota; Sordariomycetes; Hypocreales; Clavicipitaceae
Exons: 3
Coding region: 1-402 (133 amino acids)
Source: RefSeq, a predicted model, not a curated record
AUGAAGCUUGUUUCUAUCCUUUCUUCUGCUGCUCUUGCUUACGCAACUCCUCAAAUCACAGAUACGUCCACCGCACCGCCCAACUCAUCUACUGCUCCAGCACCGACGACCCCCGAUGGAGCCAUCUGCGAGUGCGGCUAUACAUACUGCGCAUCAGUCCUCAUGGGGAUGAAGAAACCAUGGACAACCAAGCAACUCGCAGACGCCUACUGCGCCACUCCAAACGCCGUCUGCAACAAUGGAAAACCCAGUACUAGCGUCAACGUCGCCUUGUACAUUUGCUUGUGUGAGGAUCCGGGUCAAAAGCUUGGGAACAAGCUGGACUUGACUAUGCAAAGCCCUCGCUACUUUGAAGUGUUUCAUUCAUCUGACGAAAUAUUUUACUUUAUUCCUUUCGAUUAA